AUGGAGACCCGCUUUCCACGUCACUCGCAGGCCGACGCCGACAUCAUGUCCCAUCCGCAGCCCGUGUGCGACUUCACGACGACGCAGCAGCCCAUGAAGGCGGGCUUCAAGACUGGCCGCCGCCAGCACCGCAGCUGCGACCAGUGCCGCAAGGGCAAGCGCGCGUGCGACGUUGCCUUCGCCAAGGAGCCGGGCGGAAACUCGGACGACAUCACCGCCCUCGGGCCGUGCUCCAACUGUAAGCGCACCGGAAAGAACUGCACCCUGCAAUGGCUGCGCGCCGUCCACCGCGCUUCGUUGCGCCCGCGCCGCGACAUCGACGAGCCCGCCACCAAGCUGGAAGACACGCCCGCCCCCGCCCAAAUCGCCUCCACCACCUCCCAGCCGCCCGGUGGCGACGCUCGGACCCAAGUCACGGCCUCUGAUCAGCGUCCGGGAGCCUACGCUUACUCGUACGCUUACUCGCCUUCCGUCGACGAUCCCGUCCUGGCAUCGCUCCUGCCGCCCCAGCAACAACAGCCCAUCUCCGCCCACGCCCAGCCUGCCCUGUCCGACCAAUGGCCUUCGUCCGGCUUCGAUCCUUUGCCUCUGCGCGCCGUGGCCGAUGCCCUGGACGACGAUUUCCGCUUUGACGACGUCCCGGGUCAGAACAUUCAGCAGCAGCAGCAGCAGCAGCAACAACAGCAACAGCAGUCCCAACAGCACCAGCAUCAACAUCAGCAGCAGCCCGACUACCAGCAUGCCUUCUUCCCCUCUGCCGCGCCAUCGACCGUGUCCCCAGGCUCAAAUGGCCUGUAUAUCACGGGCACGGCGUGGGAAUGUGACGAGAAAGACGAUAGCCCGGAGAGCAUAGAGCAAGGCGUGGAGGACAUCCUAACCGACGCGCAGCAAAGUGAAUUAGUGCCAUGGCGGACGACAGCACCCCAAUUCGGCCAAACGCGGGCACGCAGCCCGUCAGCCGCCAGUUUUAGCAGCUUCCUCGACAACAUACAGCCCUCGACGCUACAAAGCCGGCUUUCAACGACCAUGAACCAAUCCGUACUAACCAAGGGGUUGUGGAAGGUGUAUCAUGACAGCUUUGAGAACGCCCUGUCCUGCUGGCUCACGGAGAAGACGUGCCCGUACACGUACCAGAUGCUCCCGGCACCGGGGGAUAGCAGCGACGCCACGCUGUCAGAGGUAUGGGAUCCCGCGUGGGUGGUGGAUCCGAUUAUUGCCGCCCUCUUCGGCGGAACUGACCAAGAACGGCAGGGCAAUCGCAUCGUCAAGCGUGUGUGCCAUCUGGACAAGUCGUGGGCGAAGCUGCGGAACCGGGGGCCAAUGAGCGCACAGGAGGACAGGGCGGCGUCGCGUGCGCUGCAGCUGUCUAUUAUGGCUUUUGCCACCCAGUGGGCUCAGGGAAGCCAGCGGAGCUCCGCUCAGUUCAACAACAACGGCUUCGAUGGCAUGCCGUUCCCUCUGGAUGGUGAAUUCGACCGCAUGCUGCAGGAGUCGUUCUGGCACCAGGCCCGCCGCGCUCUGCAGGAUGCCGCUGACUGCGAGUCUUUCCGCGUCGUGCUGGCCCACAUCAUCUUCUCCUUCACACAGAAACCACUAAACCUAGAUCAGCAUGCUCCUGCUGCGUCUGAUGAUGGCGACACGUCAAGACUCGACGACAUCAUCGAAGCCGAAGGCCCUCCCAUCUUCCUCGAAGCAGCAACUAGGCAGGUCUUCGCCCAUCGCGCGAAGCUGAACCGCAUGAUGGGACGGCCUGGUGCGGCGAACCCGGCAAGCAAUCUGGAGACGAGUGACCGCAAGACAUUCGACAUGAUGUUCUGGUUAUGCGUCAUGUUCGACACCCUCUCGGCCGUGAUGAACGACCGGCCACUCAUCGUCUCAGAUAAAGACAGCAAGAUCCAUCCUGACCGGUCAAAAGCCAACAGCAACAGCGGACGCACCGGAAGCCACAGCAUGUUCGACGGAGCUUCGAGCGGCGACCUUUUCACCGACGGCGCCUUUUCCGCCAAGCUCCCGGAAGAGCCACAGGGUGAUCUGUGGGGCGAUCUAUUCCUUAAGCCCAAGCAAGUCCGCUGGGACCAGGGUAUACCCCGAUGGCCAUGCUCGUACGAGGAAGCCACAACGACGCUGUGUAACGCCUCGCCCGUCAAGGUGUUGCUCUACAGGAAAGUUGCGCGGCUGCAGACGUUGAUGUCGCGCGUGUCGACGGCGCCGGAGAAGAUGGAAGCGUCCAUCACCGAGUCACUCAAGGUCUACCAGCACUGGAACAACAUCUACAGGCAAUUCUUCCUCGACUGCAUGAACCACCACGAGAGCCUUCCCCCGCGCAUCCAGUCCUGGUACGUCAUUCUGGCCGGUCACUGGCACCUCGCCGUUCUCAGCCUGGCCGACAUGCUGCAGCGCAUCGACGAGUGCGGCAUGGGCCUUGACCCGCAGCGCGAGCAACGCGAACAGUCCCGACUCGUCGUCAAUCUGCGCAAGGAGAACGCCUUCGCCAUGUCCGACGUCGGCCGCGUCUCGAGCCCCAGCGCCGACUCGUCCUUCGCCAAGGCCCAGGAGUUCCACUUUGCCGUCAACAAGGGUGCCCUGCUCACCGAGCCGUGGACCGUCGUGCUCGUCAGAGCGUUUGCCAAGUCCGCCCGUGUGCUCCUCGACUCCGUUCCCUUGCCCGAGCAACUUCCUCCCGGAAGCGUGCCUAUCAACAUGAACGCCGCGGGCGAAUACAUGCGGCGGUGCGAGCACUGCAUUAAGGCGCUGUGGUACCUGGGGAGGAAAUCCGAUAUGGCGUACCUGGUCGCCACGUUCUUGUCUAACAACCUGAAGGCUAAGGCAAUGAAGCUGUCUCCGCCGUCGCGGCAAAAUAGUGGUGCUGGGGUCGGAGGUGGGGCUGCGGCACAGCACCAGCAACAACAACAACACCAUCAGCAGCAACAACAACAACAACAACCCCAUUCUCAACCUCAACCUCGCCGGCCGACGAUGGACUCGAACUUUUACAACCCGUGGCAAGGGUGGGAAAAUGGCGGCCAUCUCGAUACAUCACUGUAUGCCUCGUUAUAG
This is a messenger RNA of Lasiodiplodia theobromae, 3057 nucleotides long. RefSeq names its product C6 transcription factor. Gene Ontology annotation, cellular component: nucleus. Gene Ontology annotation, molecular function: zinc ion binding; DNA-binding transcription factor activity, RNA polymerase II-specific. Gene Ontology annotation, biological process: regulation of DNA-templated transcription. NCBI's taxonomy places the organism in Eukaryota, Fungi, Ascomycota, Dothideomycetes, Botryosphaeriales, Botryosphaeriaceae. The transcript is spliced from 3 exons. The record is from RefSeq and is a predicted model, not a curated record. Bases 1 to 3057 code for a protein of 1018 amino acids.